AUGGCUACAGCAGCAGCUACUGUGCUGAUGGAUAAACUGACUACCACCAACUAUAAUACCUGGUCGUUAAGGCUCGAGCAUUUCCUGAAACGAGAGGGGCUAUGGGACUGUGUGUCUGCUCCUCCCGAGGAUCCCACACCGGCAGAGACCGUUCAGGACCAGAAGGCUCUUGCCACAAUUAUCUUGAGUGUGUCUGAUGACCAGCUGCUGUACAGGAAACGAAUGCUGGCUGGGGAGUCGGUGAAGGACCACCUCGACGGUAUGUCUGUGUGUUUCAAGGAGUUAGAGCAUGGGGGGAAAGCUGUGCCUGAUGAGGACAAAGUCUACUUAAUUCUCAGCUCUCUUCAUGAGAGAUUUGAUAUGCUUAUAAUAGCGUUUGAGGGCCAGGAUUCAGAUAAACUGACUUUGCCAUAUAUAACGGGAAAGCUCCUGGCUGAAGAACAGAGGCAGCUGGAAUGCAAAGAGCAGGCUGACCGCAACCACAAGCAGAAGCCUGGGGGAGUCGUUUCCAGCUGGCAGGCAGAGCCGGAGGAGAGAGCUUUACAAGUAAAAAAGAAAGGAUGUUAUAUCUGCAACCAGGCCGGACAUCUGCGUACGAGUUGUCCCCAGCAGAGGAGAGGCCGGCAGCCGUCUUCAAGGACACAGCAAGCAACUCUGGUGAGAACUAGCUCAGGGCUACAGAGUGUGCCGUGGAUUAUAGACUCUGGAGCAACGCAGAUGUUUUGCUGCAAGGAGGAGCAGUUGCAGGACACCAAGCCGGCCAGUCAAAAAACUGUAAGCUUAGCUGACGGCCGGGAGGCUGACGUGCUUUGCCAAGGCACUGUGCAUUUUCUGGGACUAAAUUAUACCUUUGAUAAUGUGCUUUGUGUGCCAGCUUUGGAGACGAGCCUGCUAAGCGUCUCAAUAUUAGCAACAGCUGGUUUCACGGUAUCUUUUGAUGCUAAGGGCUGCAAGAUACUGAAAAAAGAUGAUACGGCUUCUGCCUCUCCCUCUGGAGAACAGCCUCUGAUUUCCAAGCCUGACCUUGUUACCUGUCUAGAAGGAGAGGAAGAGCCGUGUGUCCAAGCCCCUGAUGAAGGUGAGAGAUCAACAGAUGAAAGAGCCAUGACAGGAAUUGCAGAGGAGAACUUUCCACAGGAAAGCCCUGAAAUGCUUGAGGCUUCUCCAAGAAGAUUGCCCGAGGAUGAUUCCCCCCCAAAUAUAACUGAUGAAAGAAAUGUGUGGGACACAGCAAAUGAAAAUGACUUCAAAGGAAACAUUACAUCUACUGGUUGUCGGAAUAGUGGGUACCAUGAAACUAUAGAUGAAGGAAAGACAAGAAUCGAAUGCUCUGCGUGUGGGAAGAGCUUUGCUAGUGUGUCAACUCUUAAAGUGCAUUGGGAAACCCACACAGGGGAGAAACCGUACGACUGCCUGCAAUGCGGAAAGAGAUUCAUUCGGAGUGCAAACCUCAUUAUCCAUCAAAGAACCCACACAGGAGAAAAACCAUAUAAGUGCAUAGAAUGUGGGAAGCGCUUUAUGCGGAGUACAAACCUCAUCAUACAUCAAAGAACCCACACAGGUGAGAAACCAUAUAAGUGUUUGGUAUGUGGAAAGAGCUUUAUUCAGAACUCAACCCUUACUGCCCAUCUGGGAAUCCACACAGGAGAGAAAACAUACGUAUGCUUGGAAUGUGGGAAAAGCUUUAUGCGGAGUACAAACCUUAUAAUACAUCAGAGAAUCCACACAGGAGAAAAACCAUAUAAAUGUUUGCAGUGUGGGAAAAGCUUUAGCCAGAACUCAUCCCUCACCACUCAUCAAGCAAUCCACACAGGAGAGAAAACCUAUGAGUGUUCAGAAUGUGGGAAGAAGUUCAUGCGGAGUGCAAAUCUUAUUUUACAUCAAAGAACACACACAGGAGAAAGGCCAUAUAAAUGUUUGGAAUGUGGGAAAAGCUUCAGUCAGAGGUCAACCCUCACUAGCCAUCAAGGAAUCCACACGGGGAAGAAAAUAUACGAAUGUUUGGAAUGUGGGAAAAAGUUCACACGGAGUGCGAACCUGAUUUUGCAUCAGGUAAUCCAUACAGGAGAAAAACCGUAUAAAUGCUUGGAGUGUGGAAAGCGGUUUAGUCAGAGCUCAAGGCUUGUUACUCAUCAAAGAAUCCACACAGGAGUGAAACCAUUUAAAUGCCUGGAGUGUGGAAAGAGCUUCACUCACAGCACGAGUCUUAUGAGACACCAGAGAACUCACACAGGGGAGCAACCGUUUCAGCUUCUAGAGCGUGCAAAGGGAUUUGUUCAGAGUGCGAAUCUUUGUGUCCGUCAAAAAACCCACACCGAAGAAAAAACGUAUAAAUGUUUGGAAUGCGGGAAGUGCUUCAGUCAGGAAUUAAAUCUUACUAAGCAUCAAGAAAUACACAGAGGCGAGAAAACAAAUGCAUGUUAUAUAUGUGGAAAGACAUUCACGCGGCACGCAAACCUCAUUUUACACCAAAGAACCCACACAGGAGAAACGCCUUAUAAAUGUCUGGAAUGUGGGAGGUGCUUUAGCCAGAAAUCAACACUUACUAACCAUCGUGGAAUCCAUACAGGGGAGAAAAUGUAUGAAUGCUUGGUUUGCGGAAAGAAGUUCACCCGGAAUGCAAACCUCAUUUUACAUCAAGUAAUCCACACAGGGGAGAAGCCGUAUAAAUGCUCGGAAUGUGGAAAGCGUUUUGGCAUGAGCUCAAGGCUCUCCAAUCAUCAAAGAAUCCACACAGGAGUGAAACCGUAUAAAUGUCUGGAGUGUGGGAAAAGCUUUGUUUACAAAACAAGUCUGAAGAGACAUAAAAUCGUGCAUGCAGGAGACCAAUCAUUUCAGUUCCUGGAAUGCAGAAGGAACUUCAGUCAGAGGAAAAAUCUUAAUUUACACCAAAAUAUUCAAGGCACCGAAAAACCAUAUAAAUGCCUGGAGUGUGGCAAUUGCUUUAGUCAGAGCUCAAGCCUUAUUAGACAUCAACGGAUCCACACUGGGGAGAAGCCAUUUAGAUGUCUGGAGUGUGGGAACUGCUUCAGUCAGAGCUCAAAUCUUAUUAGACAUGAAAUUAUUCAUGCAAGACAAAAAAUGUAGAAAUGUUCAGACGCUGGUGAAAAGCACUGUUAUCAACUUGGCUUUAAUAGAUAUCAGAGCAGUCUCUUGGGGAGGCCGUGAAUGCCCAUACUGUACACAAACUUUUGUGGUAAAUUGACUUUAAAAUGUGAGAAUUCAUACUAGGGAAAACAAUAUAAAUGUUUUGGGAAAGCAUUAGAAAGUGUAGAAACCUUGCUUCACAUCAAAGAACGUGCACUACCAAGAAAUGUGAAGAAAGAUUCCCUGCAUAUUUUUUAAAAAAUACACUGGGUAUAGCCAAUGCUUCCUCUAAGCUGUGGGAUCUUGUGAGCAAAAAUUUUAUUUCACGAGCUAUUGAUAUUAAAACUGUGAGUGAGUGAUUUGGCUACUGCAUAAAUUAGUUUGCUCUGAGACCAUCCUUCCUGAGCGAAGACAAAAAUGUGUGAGGCUAAAAAACUGUGAGAUAGCUCACACUAACUCAGCUUAGGGGGAACACUGGUUGU
Heteronotia binoei (common prickly gecko) is the source of this 3569-nucleotide messenger RNA. Its product is annotated as zinc finger protein 420-like. The transcript is spliced from 6 exons. The coding region runs from base 1 to 3087 and encodes 1028 amino acids. Gene Ontology annotation, molecular function: DNA-binding transcription factor activity; zinc ion binding; RNA polymerase II cis-regulatory region sequence-specific DNA binding. The record is from RefSeq and is a predicted model, not a curated record. Gene Ontology annotation, biological process: regulation of transcription by RNA polymerase II. NCBI's taxonomy places the organism in Eukaryota, Metazoa, Chordata, Lepidosauria, Squamata, Gekkonidae.